Messenger RNA from Salarias fasciatus (jewelled blenny), 1563 nucleotides. It is a transcript of the gene scpep1, whose product is annotated as serine carboxypeptidase 1. NCBI's taxonomy places the organism in Eukaryota, Metazoa, Chordata, Actinopteri, Blenniiformes, Blenniidae. The record is from RefSeq and is a predicted model, not a curated record. The coding region runs from base 102 to 1421 and encodes 439 amino acids. Gene Ontology annotation, molecular function: serine-type carboxypeptidase activity. Gene Ontology annotation, biological process: proteolysis. The transcript has 13 exons.
CAUAUGAUCAAGACUUCCAGUCUGUCCAGAACAGAGACACUCACACACACGCUCACAUUUACACUCACACUCACACUCUUUCACACACACUCUCUGAAAGGAUGGGUCUGCUCCAGGUGUGCAGUGUGUUGUGUUUCCUCAACUCUCUCAUCAGCGCAGGCCUCAGCAGUCCGCUGGCAGGUCGGGAGGCCUGGAACUACGUGGAGGUGAGGGACGGCGCUCACAUGUUCUGGUGGCUGUACUACGCCGACUGCCAGUCUGUCCAGAGCCGGGACCUGCCUCUGGUCCUGUGGCUGCAGGGCGGUCCGGGAGGGUCCGGGACUGGCUUUGGGAACUUUGAGGAGAUCGGACCGCUGACCAGAGACCUGGAGCCCAGGAAGAGCAGCUGGGUCCAGGCUGCCAGUGUGUUGUUUGUAGAUAAUCCGGUUGGAACCGGCUUCAGCUACGCCCAGAAUCCAGAGGCUUUUGCCACGGAUGUUUCCACCGUCGCUUCAGACAUGUUGGUUCUGCUGCAGAGCUUCUUCACCGAGAGAACCGAGUUCCAGAGCGUCCCCUUCUACAUCUUCUCCGAGUCGUACGGAGGCAAGAUGGCGGCCGCCAUCUCACUGGAGGUCACCAAGGCUGUCUCUCAGGGGACUCUGAAGUGUGUCUUUGCGGGCGUGGCCCUGGGAGACUCCUGGAUUUCUCCACUGGACUCGGUCAUGACGUGGGGACCGUACCUGUACACCACAUCCCUGCUGGAUGAUUUCGGCCUGCAGGACGUCAACGCGGCGGCAGCAGCAGUGAAGCAGGCGGUGGAGCAGCAGCAGUUCCUGAAGGCCACCGAGCUGUGGUCCGUGACCGAGACCGUGGUGGAGCAGAACACUAACGGAGUGAACUUCUACAACAUCCUGACCCAGCAGCCUGACGACAGACUCUCUUCUCCAGACGACGACUUUAUCUCUCUGCAGACCCGUCGUCACCUCCGACCCCUGUACAGACAGUCUCUGAGUGAGCUCAUGAAUGGACCAAUCAGGAAGAAGCUGGGUAUCGUCCCUCAGAACGUCACCUGGGGAGGCCAGGCGGAGCAGGUGUUCAGCAGCAUGUCGGGGGACUUCAUGAGGCCGGUGGUGGACGUGGUGGACCGGCUGCUGGCCGCCGGCGUCAACGUGACGGUCUACAACGGACAGCUGGACCUGAUCGUGGACACCCUGGGUCAGGAGCUGUGGGUCAAGCGGCUGAAGUGGGACGGACUUCCUGCCUUUAACCAGCUGCGGUGGACGGCGCUGGACGACCCCGCCUCCCCGGGCGUGACUGGAGCUUUCUACAAGACCUACAAAAACUUCGCUUUCUACUGGAUCCUGAAAGCCGGCCACAUGAUCCCGGCGGACCAGGGCCCCAUGGCUCUGCAGAUGCUGAAGAUGAUCACACAGCAGGUUUGAAACUGCAAACUCCACUCUGACAAUCACCCACGAUCACAGCAAUCCUUCAUUCUGCACACAAACCAAAUGCCAAUGUCUCUUUUCUUUGAUUGUAAGAGCAGGUUUGUAAAUUUCGUCCAAUAAAGACGUGUCUUCAUUUCUA